Messenger RNA from Rhodamnia argentea, 2513 nucleotides. RefSeq names its product disease resistance protein At4g27190-like. The transcript is spliced from 5 exons. Lineage: Eukaryota; Viridiplantae; Streptophyta; Magnoliopsida; Myrtales; Myrtaceae. The record is from RefSeq and is a predicted model, not a curated record. Gene Ontology annotation, molecular function: ADP binding; protein binding. The coding region runs from base 36 to 2513 and encodes 825 amino acids.
UCAACACCUCGACGGCCUCCGUUUUAUCUGCCUCGAUGUCCGUUAAGCUUAGGGACCAUGUCGUCUUCGAAUCCAGAGCUUCGAUGAUACGGAACAUCAUGGACGCUCUUGCUGAUAACAGCAAGAGCGUGGUCGGGGUUUACGGGAUGGGCGGGAUGGGCAAGUCCACCCUUUUGGAGGAUGUCGAAAGGAUGCUAAUCGAAGAGAGGUCGUUUGAUUGGGUCGCUAAGGCCGACGUGUCGAAAACUCCAAACAUCCAUACGAUUCAAGGAGAUAUUGCAGCCUGCUUGAAACUCACUGACAUAAAGAAGGAAGAAACUAUCAGCGCACGAGCGAAGCUUCUGCGCGAGAGGUUGGAAAAGGAGGGGAGGGAGAAGAAGAAGGUGCUCAUAAUACUGGACAACCUGUGGGAGAAGCUGGACUUGAAAUUAGUCGGCAUUCCUUGCGGACAUGACAACAAAGCCAUAGGAUGCAAUUUGUUGUUGACGUCGAGAGAUCAACGUCUUUUGCAAAGGGAAAUGGGCUGCGACAGGGAGUUCCUCCUUGGUGGGCUGGAGAAGGAAGAGGCAAGAGCUUUGUUUGAGAGGACGGUGGGAGACAAAGUUCAUGAUAACGAGUUCAAGCCCUGGGUGGAAGUAGCACUCCACAGAUGUGCAGGCGUGCCUUUCCUCAUUGUUGCAAUGGGGAAACUUCUUAAAUACGCUGCUUUAUAUGAAUGGAGGGACACUUUGAAAAAAAUCGAGAAGUUUGACCAUAGAGAAUCCAAUGGUUUGAUAGAUCAGAUGCUGCAAUGGAGUUAUGAUAGAUUAGAAGGGGAGGCAAAGUCGUUAUUACGACUCUGCGUUGUUUGCAGUGUCUCCAAGCCCUCUCUUGAAAACUUGGUGAGGUACGGCUUCGGUUUGGGGUUAUUUCAACAAGUUAGCAGCAUGGAAGAAGCUAGAGAUAGGUUGCACACACAGAUCCGUGCUCUUCAGGCCUCCGCCCUUCUGUUAGAUAGCGAAGACGUUGGUGGUUUCAAGAUACAUGACUUAGUUCGCGAGUUUGUUGCCUCGGUCUCUUCGAGAGAUCACCACCCUCUCCUCGUGUUGGAAGAUAAAGUGGAGUCAGUAACAGAGUUGCAGGUGAACAAGCUUGAAAGCUAUGAGGCGAUGUGCUUUCCCAACAUGAAGGAGCUUCCUCCAGAAUUAAAUUGCCCCGAAUUGCACAUUCUUUUGAUGUCCACAGACUACGAGUCCACAGACUACGAGUCUCUUUAUAUCCCAGAUUCAUAUUUCAACUCUAUGAGGAAUCUCAUGGUCUUAAAUCUUGCAGGAGUACGUCUCACUCGCUCUCCUUCGCCGUUUCAAUUAUUGGCAAACAUACACACCCUGUGUUUUCAGAAUUGUUCAUUUGAGGAUGUGGCCAUUCUAGGCAAUCUAAAAAGGUUACAGAUUCUCAGCAUUGUGGACUCAAAAAUUCAGCGAUUGCCGAAAGAAAUUGGGCAACUGGUAGAGCUCAGGUCGUUAGACUUGAGCGAUUGUCCAGAACUUGAGAUUAUUGAACCGGGUGUACUUCAAAGCUUGACCAACUUAGAGGAGUUGUACUUGAAGCAAAGCUUUCAUCAUUGGAGUGCAGGGGAGCAAACUCAACCAACUAAUGCAAGUCUGAGUGAGUUGAAUCACAUGAAGAAACUAUGCACUCUGCAUGUGUCCAUUCCUGAUCCGAGGGUGCUCCCAGACGAUCUAUACGUCGAGAAAUUAACCAAGUAUGAAAUCCGAAUGGGUAAAGAGUGGCGCUGGUGGAAGGAUUGCAAUGGAUCGAGGACACUGGAGCUCAAGUUGGAUCCAUUCAGAGAUGUUCUUCGAAAAGUGUGCAUAAAAGGUAUCUUAGACAAAACUAACGAUUUGCUUUUGAACAAGUUGGAUGGAAGCGAGCAAAGUAUUUGUGCGUUAUCUCGAAAAGGUUUUCCAGAAUUAAAGCAUCUACAGGUCAAGAAUAGUCCCUCCGUCUGUUACAUCCUCGAAUGCCCUUCCCUUCCUGCUUUGGAGACGUUACUUCUCAAGAAUCUCAUCAACUUGGAGAAGAUAUACCACAACCAUAUCUCCAUCGAGUCCUUCAGUACAUUAAAAGUAGUACGAGUUGAAAGUUGCAACAAGAUGGAAGUUCUAUUUCCUUGUUCAGUGGUGAGACAACUUCCACAUUUAGAAAAGAUUGAAGUUGUCAGUUGCGAAUUAAUGUGGGGGAUUGUAGAAGCUGAUGAUGAUCGUGGUAAACUCGAGUUGCCUAAGUUGCAUGUAUUGAAAUUGCAUGGGUUGCCAAAUAUCGCUAAUUUUUUCUCCGCUGGGUCGUCUCCUUCGAGGAGUACAUCAGACAACCAAGUGGGCACUCAAAUUGUGUUCUUCAACGGACAACAGGUUGCCUUUCCAAGUUUGGAGACGUUAGAAGUCGAUGGCUUGGGCAACCCCGGGUUCAUGUUUUCCCCAUCUAUGGUUAAAUCCCUUGCACAAUUGAGAAAUCUAACGAUGUUCUUAUAG